CAUUAGCAGCUAACAGCUAGCAGCUAGCUCGCCCUUUGCUCGUGUUUUGAGGAUAAAAUUACUUAUUUUCUAAAGUCUUCCGGUGCCGGUGCAUUCAGAAAGCAGAAACAUGUCGGAAGAUUAUGAAUUUAGUGAGGAUCAGUACACGAUGAGAAUGGAAGAAGACGGAGAGGCUAACAACGACAACCCGAUGUUAGAGGCCGAGGACUGCGGCCCGGGGGCCGGGGCCGAGGCCGAGGGCUCCAGGAUCGAUGCCAGCAAGAAUGAGGAGGAUGAAGGGAAGAUAUUUGUUGGAGGGCUCAGCUGGGACACAACUAAGAAGGACCUGAAGGAUUACUUUUCAAAGUUUGGGGAGGUUGUAGACUGCACCUUAAAGCUGGACCCUAUGACCGGUCGAUCAAGGGGCUUUGGCUUUGUGCUCUUCAAAGAAGCUGAAAGUGUUGAAAAGGUUGCAUCUCAGAAGGAACAUAAGCUUAAUGGGAAGGUGAUUGACCCCAAAAGAGCCAUGGCCAUGAAGAGCAAGGAGCCUGUGAAGAAGAUCUUUGUUGGUGGUCUGUCUCCAGACACCCCUGAAGAGAAAGUCAGAGAGUAUUUUGGUGCCUUUGGAGAGGUGGAAUCGAUUGAACUUCCCAUGGAGAACAAAACUGAGAAAAGGAGAGGUUUCUGCUUCAUCACUUUCAAAGAGAAUGAGACAGUUAAGAAGAUCAUGGAGAAAAAGUACCACAAUAUUGGACUCAGCAAGUGUGAAGUAAAGUUGGCUGUGUCAAAAGAGAAAUAUGAGCAGCAGCAGUACUGGGGAGGAGGAAGAGGUGGAUACUCGUCCAGGUCUAGAGGAAGAGGUGCUGGUCCCACUCAAAACUGGAACCAGGGUUAUGGUAACUACUGGAAUCAAGGCUAUGGAAAUUAUGGCAAUUAUGGUUACGGUAAUCAAGGAUACGGGGGAUAUGGUGGCUAUGAUUACUCUGGAUACAACAAUUAUUAUGGAUAUACAGACUACAGCACUGAUCAGUCUGGGGGUUAUGGCAAAUCACCAAGGCGUGGUGGUCACACCAACAGUUACAAGCCAUAUUAAAGGAGUUAACCCUCAACUACAAGUAGCGGAGCUUCCUUGCAGGCCAUGAGCUGACUCCCAGAUACUCUCAGGGCCCGCUCAAUGCGGACCGGGUACGAGAAGCGUACGCUCUCGAAUGCUGCCAUUUGGUAUGGUCUUACAACAUCCUGUAUCAGCAUUUCUAAACUAAACAAUAUGGGACACAUGCAGCUUUGUCAUCUUUCUUUUCAUAUUUUUUAUUUCUUUGCAACUGUUAUGUAAUGUAAAACUUAAAAUAUACACAUGUAAUUGUCAUUUUUUUACAGGCCCUUACUCCCCCACAAGUAAUGAUUAUAAAAAUGAAAAAUUAACUAUUUGCUUUUCAAAGGAUACAUACAGCUUUCUCUGGAGUUUCCAGUUCCUAAUGUUAAUAUAUUCAUUCCUAAUCUUAAAAAUGCUUGUUUCUUUGUUUAGCUAGUAGUCCAUGAGCUUAAACCUGGUUCGUAUUGGACUCAACUGUGUUGGGGGAUAAAGUGCUUUAAUUUGUGUAAUUGUAUUGUUCUGUUUUGUGUUACUGACAGCAAUGGAAAAGACUCCUCUUUUGUUAAUUUUUCUGUAACACAUUUUUUCUUCUUACAACCAUUGAUUUAUAAACAAAACGAUAAUCAAGUGUCAUCAGACUUUGGAAAAUCUGCAUGUAGUGCUUUCCAAUAUGUUUUCUUGAUCAAUAUGAAAGUUUUAUUUUCCAUUUAGUGGUAUGACUUCUUCAGUUUAUUGCACUUCAGGAUCCUUAGUAUAACUAUCUUGUUAAAAUCUCAAGUGUAAAAUUAAUUGCUCUCAGUUUGUUUUUUCUUAUUGUCUUUAUUACAUAGGAAACUUAAACACUGGGGAUUUGUGUUGUUUUUGUAACGUGACAGUUGUUCAUGUAUAACUGACUUGUUUUUGUUUGUUUCCCACAGGUUUCAGAGUGAUAACGUUGGUGUUCGCUGGUGGAGCGUUGGGCAGAGAGAUGAUGGGCAAAGAUCAUAGAGCUAGCUUUUUGAAAGCACAUAAAGACCUACAGUACAUUUUCUCUGUAUUUACACAAGUAUUUCAGUAUUUUGUAUUUGUUUAAAUUGCUUCAGAGGCUUAGCGUUUUCAGUUUCUCCUCUGUUUUUGGUAUUUAAAGUUCUUAAAUACUGCUUGUGAAUUGCUUCCUUUAUCCCAUAACUGUAGUAUCGACUGAACAAAUCACUCACAUGUACAGUGACGCUGCAGCCAUAAUACAGCUAAAGCCUUUUAUUGUGUUCAUCAGUUAUAUACGUGUUACUACAGAGUUUGACAGUCAUAAACAUACAUAUGUACAUGGUGUACUAGACAAUGAAAAAGCAACAAAUAAAAAAAGUUCACAUGGA
Austrofundulus limnaeus is the source of this 2424-nucleotide messenger RNA. It is a transcript of the gene hnrnpd, whose product is annotated as heterogeneous nuclear ribonucleoprotein D. The record is from RefSeq and is a predicted model, not a curated record. Gene Ontology annotation, molecular function: RNA binding. Gene Ontology annotation, cellular component: nucleoplasm; chromatin. NCBI's taxonomy places the organism in Eukaryota, Metazoa, Chordata, Actinopteri, Cyprinodontiformes, Rivulidae. Gene Ontology annotation, biological process: regulation of gene expression.